CGGUCACAAUUCGACAGUUCAUCGCAGCGUUUCCAGCUGGAUGCGUCUUUGCGCCAAAACGUCAAAAGUGACUAUGCCUCGCAAAACGUAUUCUGCGGCUGAGGUGGAACAUGUGGUCCGAUUGUCUAGUCAGGGACAAAAGAACGCACAAAUAAGUAGAUGUCUCGACAUCCCUCCAUCCGUUGUUUGUCGAAUGCUUAAGCGAGUGGCAGAACGGGGCACUACCGAACCUCGCAAAGGGGAAGGUAGACCCCGAAAAACUACGCCGCGUACUGAUCGGGCCAUACUGAAUGCAGUGAAGGCGGAGCCAUUCAUACAAGUCGAACGCAUCAAAUCGGAACUCCAGCUGUCCAUCACAUCACGCACCGUUAUCAACCGGCUUAACGAAGCUGGAGGAGCGGCUUAUCGCCUACAGAGCUAUCAUGCAGCAAAGAUGCCGAAGAUCUCCGCCAAGCAUCGGCAGGCUAAGACAAGGGCAACGAUUCCACAGCAGCAACCCACUGGUUCGGACCAGCAAGCUAAACGUCGCCGCUCAACUAGAUCAAAACUCGCCCUUCCAAGAAGAUCCAGCUCGAAAAAGUGUGGUGGGGAUGAAGCGACAAAGCUGGUCCAACAGUCAGCCAAAUACAGUCGUCUCCCACUUCAAGCCUCUAACCGCCAGUCAAGACGGAAAACAACGACGUCAGUAUCAAGAAGGCACUGGGGCAUUGAUGUAAAAUAAAGGGCUCGCCUUUCGAACCUGGAGGUGCAAGGUUUAAAUCGA
Molecule: messenger RNA, 763 nt
Organism: Anopheles coustani
Lineage: Eukaryota; Metazoa; Arthropoda; Insecta; Diptera; Culicidae
Exons: 2
Coding region: 41-721 (226 amino acids)
Biological process (GO): DNA integration; DNA transposition
Molecular function (GO): DNA binding
Source: RefSeq, a predicted model, not a curated record